This is a messenger RNA of Perognathus longimembris pacificus (Pacific pocket mouse), 3027 nucleotides long. RefSeq names its product RAS p21 protein activator 2 (gene Rasa2). The record is from RefSeq and is a predicted model, not a curated record. Gene Ontology annotation, biological process: negative regulation of Ras protein signal transduction; regulation of GTPase activity; intracellular signal transduction. Lineage: Eukaryota; Metazoa; Chordata; Mammalia; Rodentia; Heteromyidae. The transcript is spliced from 24 exons. Gene Ontology annotation, molecular function: GTPase activator activity; phospholipid binding. Bases 23 to 2569 code for a protein of 848 amino acids.
GCGGCACGGGCCGGGCGGCACCAUGGCGGCGGCGGAGCCGGCUGCUCCCGCGGCGGCGCCCUCCGAGGCGGCGACGGCGACGGCGGGGGCCGAGGCGGGGGGCGAGGACGGCCGCGAGGUCCGGGUGCUGCAGAGCCUGCGGGGCAAGAUCUGUGAAGCUAAAAAUUUAUUGCCAUAUCUCGGGCCCAACAAAAUGAGAGAUUGUUUCUGUACAAUAAAUUUGGACCAGGAAGAAGUCUAUCGUACCCAAGUUGUUGAAAAGUCUUUAAGCCCAUUUUUCAGUGAAGAAUUUUACUUUGAAAUUCCACGAACUUUCCAGUAUUUGUCUUUCUAUGUUUAUGAUAAGAAUGUUUUACAAAGAGACCUGCGUAUAGGAAAAGUAGCCAUCAAAAAAGAAGACUUAUGUCACCACAGUGGCAAAGAAACUUGGUUUUCACUACAGCCUGUUGACUCUAAUUCAGAGGUUCAGGGUAAAGUUCACCUUGAAUUAAAACUGAAUGAACUGAUAACAGAGAAUGGAACUGUGUGCCAGCAGCUUGUUGUACACAUCAAGGCCUGCCACGGGUUGCCGCUCAUAAACGGACAGAGCUGUGAUCCUUACGCCACGGUGUCUCUAGUGGGUCCCUCCAGGAAUGACCAAAAGAAGACAAAAGUAAAGAAGAAAACAAGCAAUCCGCAGUUUAAUGAAAUCUUUUAUUUUGAGGUUACCCGAUCCAGUAGUUACACCAGAAAGUCUCAAUUCCAGGUAGAAGAGGAGGACAUUGAAAAGCUAGAAAUCAGAAUUGACUUGUGGAAUAAUGGCAAUCUGGUCCAAGAUGUUUUCCUGGGUGAGAUUAAGGUUCCUGUGAAUGUGUUAAGAAAUGAUUCUUUUCAUCAAGCCUGGUACUUGCUACAACCUAGAGACAAUGGCAACAAGUCCUCUAAAAGUGAUGACCUGGGAUCUCUUCGAUUAAACAUAUGCUAUACAGAAGAUUAUGUGCUCCCUUCAGAGUACUAUGGUCCUUUAAAAACCUUGCUGCUAAAAUCACCAGACAUUCAGCCAAUAUCUGCCUCGGCUGCUUACAUUUUGGGUGAAAUAUGUCGAGAUAAAAAUGAUGCCGUUUUGCCCCUUGUACGAUUGCUGCUGCACCAUGAUAAACUUGUUCCUUUUGUCACUGCAGUGGCUGAAUUAGACUUGAAGGAUACCCAGGAUGCAAACACCAUUUUUAGAGGAAAUUCUCUGGCCACCCGAUGUCUGGAUGAGAUGAUGAAAGUGGUGGGUGGUCACUACUUGAAAGUGACCUUGAAGUCUAUUCUAGACGAGAUAUGUGAAUCCUCAAAAUCCUGUGAAAUUGAUCCCAUUAAAUUAAAGGAGGGAGAUAACGUAGAAAAUAACAAGGAGAAUCUGCGCUACUAUGUGGACAAGUUGUUCAGCACAAUUGUGAAGUCGAGCAUGAGCUGCCCCACGGUAAUGUGCGACAUCUUCUACUCUCUGAGGCAGAUGGCCGCACAGAGGUUUCCUAAUGACCCUCAUGUUCAGUAUUCUGCCGUGAGCAGCUUUGUAUUUCUGCGUUUCUUUGCUGUAGCCGUAGUGUCACCUCAUACUUUUCAUUUGCGACCUCACCAUCCAGAUGCACAGACAAUUAGGACAUUAACUCUCAUCUCAAAAACCAUUCAAACUUUGGGAAGCUGGGGAAGUCUGUCCAAAUGCAAGUCAAGUUUCAAAGAGACAUUCAUGUGUGAAUUUUUCAAAAUGUUUCAAGAAGAAGGAUACAUUAUAGCAGUUAAAAAGUUCUUGGAUGAAAUUUCAUCUACCGAAACUAAGGAGUCCAGCGGUACGAGUGAACCUGUGCAUCUGAAAGAAGGUGAAAUGUAUAAAAGAGCUCAGGGAAGAACUCGGAUUGGAAAAAAGAAUUUCAAGAAACGAUGGUUCUGCCUGACAAGCAGAGAACUCACCUACCACAAGCAGCCAGGUAGCAAAGAUGCCAUUUAUACAAUUCCAGUAAAAAACAUUCUCGCUGUGGAAAAACUGGAAGAGAGCUCUUUCAAUAAGAAAAACAUGUUCCAAGUGAUCCACACGGAGAAGCCACUGUAUGUGCAGGCAAAUAAUUGCGUGGAGGCGAAUGAAUGGAUUGACGUGCUCUGCAGGGUGAGCCGAUGCAAUCAGAACCGGCUCAGUUCCUACCAUCCCGCCGCCUAUCUCAACGGGAACUGGCUCUGCUGUCAGGAGAGCAGUGAGAACACUCCGGGCUGCAAGCCGUGCACUGCAGGGGUCCCUGCAGACGUCCAAAUAGAUAUCGAUGAGGACAGAGAGACAGAAAGGAUUUAUUCCCUUUUUACCCUCAGUUUACUUAAGCUGCAGAAAAUGGAAGAGGCGUGUGGAACCAUAGCCGUCUACCAGGGGCCGCAGAAGGAGCCUGAGGACCACGCCAGCUUCGUGAUCGAGGACUCGGUGACAACCUUUAAGACAAUCCAGCAAAUAAAAGGCAUCGUAGAGAAGCUGGCGGAACCUCAUGAAAAGUACCAGAAGAAACGGUCAAGCAGUGCCAAGUACGGGAGCAAGGAAAAUCCAAUUGGGAAAACGUCUUAGAGUUGGACCGACCGACUCAGAAGAACUGGAAAGUACUUUUUUUUCUUGGAGUUUUUCAAUCCGUACGUUUUGUUGAUAGUAUUUAAGAAUGAACGUUGGCUCCAAUAUCGCCUGCGUUCACAUUGUAUUUAAUAUUUAAUAACUGAGAUUAACUUGGGGAAUCCUGGUACUGAUGUAUUACUAAAGAAUUUGAAACCCAGAUUUCCUUCAUACCUGUGUGCCCAAACCCCUCCUUCUGCGGCUUUUCCACGGAAAGGACCUUGCGAAGAAGCUUCCCGAAGCAGCUUUGUAACCGGAAGCCAGCUCCCCGCCCCCCCACCUCCACCCCAUCGUGUGGACUUGUUCACUGCCACGAGUGCCUGCUCUCCACCACCUACCUUGUUCUACUAGAAGAUUCCAUGUCACCUGACAGCUUCCCAUUGGGUUCAUCUGGACCUGGCCCUCCGUAAGAAAGGAAA